Malus domestica (apple) is the source of this 1516-nucleotide messenger RNA. Lineage: Eukaryota; Viridiplantae; Streptophyta; Magnoliopsida; Rosales; Rosaceae. The record is from RefSeq and is a predicted model, not a curated record.
AGUGGAACAAAUACUCCUACGGCGCCGUUUCAUGACCUAUAUGAGAUUGUACCGUACGUUUGCCCUUUUACCGCCAAGUCCUUGUCCGACCCGCAUUACGCUCCGAAAGUCAUCUCACCUCCUCGGCCCCAAAUUCCUGCAGAUAGCGUGGGUAAUAGACGUUACUAAAUUCCGUGUGGAGGAUUUUACGAGGAAUUCGAGGAGUCGGCGGCUUUUGGAACUUGGGCUCAGAGACGGCCAAGGUGAGGUAGCAGCUGAGGAGUAUUCUCAUAUCCCGGCAACCCCAGACGACGUCGUUCCUGGAACUAAGGUAUUUUCUGAGGAUGAACAGAUUCGUGCUCUAGAUCAGGGCAAAAGCUUGCCGUGAGAAAUUGAGGAGGGAGAGAUUUAAUGACUGGUAUGUGUCCAAUCUCAAAUUAUAUUUUUUUACAUUUUUUGAAGAAUUGGGUUGUUAUGUAAUGAUGAAAUGAAUGGUGGUUUUCUGUUGAAUUUUACUGUUUUGCAAUUUGGGAUUUUGGUGUGGGUUGUAAAUUUUGAAUUUUUUUUUUUAUGCGGAUGAUUGAAUUUCUCUUGCUACAAAAACUAAUGAAUUGAGACUGAAACAUAAGAAGUUGCCAUCAAGUGCUUAUGUUUUAGUAUAAUUUCACUUCUAUGAUUCCAAAGUGUUUCCCCCAAUCCAGUUUUGUCUUUUCAGAUUAAUACAAUGCCACAACCCAUGCAGAAGAAUAUAGCUGAGUGAGCAACUUUUGUUUUUAAUACUGUGUUUUGAAAAAAUUUUGACGAAAGAAAAGAUCGAAGCAACUGAACAUGGGCUGGGGUUUGCAAUUGGUUUUCAAGUAAGGGAUGUAAUAAGCACUCAUAAAGUGGGAACAGUCGAAGUUGACCCUUUUUAGAAUAAGUGGCACUUGGCGGUUAUAGAACUGAGGAGUGAAAUUGCAGAGCGCAUGUAUAUUUAUCCUUCUUAAGUGUUGUUUUUGGAUCGAACACAAUUUCAUGUACAAUUCAUAUUUUUGCUUUUCGUUUUUUCAGUUUGUGUUCUGUUCAUGGUUAAGAAGACAUGAAUCACAUGUAUGUAAAUUUUGCAUAUCACGUAUAUACUUAGAACUUUUGACGUGUUUUUUAUGAUUUUAAAACCCACAGCAUUGCACAGGCACCAUCACUAGUAGAAACUAAAACUGUAAAAAAAGCUCAUGAACACAUCAGUCAGAAUGGAAGGUAAGUGGAGAAAAUUUCCGAGAUAUUCUAUUGAGCAAUCCAUUUAUGAGCCUUGCAAAUGAGCUUUUUGAUCUUACCAGGAACAGCUCUACAAUCUUAAACAACUUCCGUCUACAGUUUUGGAGAAUCCGACAGGAGACCAUUUUUUGAUUGCGCAAACGAGUUCAUCAAUUGCAAGGGUAGUAGAAAAUGUAAUAAAUCUUCUAGUAAAUGUACAAUCAAUCUUCAGUUAACCUAUCAGGGCAAGUCAAGAUUAAUGAAAAGGUAGUAGAAACCAUUGACUGGCAUCUUCCGGCUAUCA